AGCAUCCAAAGAAACUGUCAACAAUUUUUCCCAUUAACAAGCAGUAGAACGCUUCAGGUGAUAUGCGUCUCCUAGUUUUGCACAUUCUUGUGCAGAUAAGCGAAAAGCUGAUGGGUUUGGCUUCCCUUUCCACCUUGCUCCUCCUCCUCCUCUCCUUGGUUCCCUUAUGCACAUCUAGUGACCGGCUAGCACCCGCAAAGCCACUGAUAUUCCCCGACAGGAUGGUCUCCAGCAAUGGCGUCUUCGCUAUGGGCUUCUUCUCUCCGACCAAUAACUCAUCAAUCUCGCGCUUCUACAUCGGCAUAUGGUACAACAAUGUCCCCGAGAGAACGGUGGUGUGGGUCGCCAACCGUGACGAUCCCAUCACCGCCACCCCUCCACCAUCCACGACUCUCGCGGUGACAAACCUGUCCGGCCUCGUCCUGUCGGACACCACCAGCGGCCGCAUCUACUGGAGCACGAGGAACGUCGUGGCAGGAGGGGCCAGCAGCGCCGUGCUGCUCAACGAGGGGAACCUGAUCCUCCGGUCCACGAACGGCACCGUCCUGUGGCAGAGCUUCGACCACCCGACCGACACCAUCCUCCCCGGGAUGCCGUUCCGGGUAAACUACCGGACACGCCUCACCGGGCGGCUGGUCUCCUGGAAGGGCCCCGAGGACCCGGCCACCGGCGAUUUCUCCCUGAGCGGGGACUUCAGCUCGGGCCUCCAGUACUUCAUGUGGCGCGGGCCCAACCUGACCUGGCGCAGUUUGCCGUGGAACGGCGGGACGACGUCCGCGUACAAGCCGAUCGGCGACUCCAGCGCGCCCGUGAUCUUGACGAUGAUCAUGGCGGAUGGGGACGAGAUCGCCCUCACAUACACCCUCUCCGACGGGUCCUCAGGCCUGCGCGCCAGGAUGUCCUACACAGGCGAGUACGAGUUCACUCUGCUGAACGGCGACGCGUCGGCGUGGACGCUCCUGAACGCGUACCCUGGCCCCGGAUGCAGCCGGUACGCUUCCUGCGGCUCCUACGGCUACUGCGACGGCAUGGAGAUGGAGGCCAUCCGCCGGACAUGCAGGUGCCCGGAGGGGUUCGAGACCAAGGAGGCCAAGGGAAGCAGCAGCCCCUGGGCAGGGUGUGCGAGGAAGGAGCCGCUCAGAUGCGACACCGCGGCUGCGGACGGCGACCAGUUCGCGACCUUGACGGGCGUGAAGACGCCUGCGACGCCCGUGUUCGUCAGGAACCGGACCUUGGGCGGCUGCGAGCCUGCGAGGCGGAGUGCCGUGGCAACUGCUCGUGCACGGCCUACGCUUACGCCAACUUGACCGCUGCCCUAAGCGGGGGCGACUCGUCCAGGUGCCUGCUCUGGUUCGGGGAACUUGUUGACCUGGGCAAGUUCGUGGACAUUGUUGGCGAGAACCUUUAUGUACGGCUCGCCGGUUCGUCAUCGCCAGGUAGGUACUCACGCGCCGUUCCUUUCUUGGCUGCUACUGUCUCCUACUCAUCACAUGUUUGCAAACUUCAACGGAAGAAGUGGAUACCACUUAACAUCAGUUAUAUUUACUAACUGACACUACAUCAUAAAAGAAUUUUAGGGUGGGUAAAAAUAUAUUU
Panicum virgatum (switchgrass) is the source of this 1596-nucleotide messenger RNA. Its product is annotated as S-locus-specific glycoprotein S13-like. The transcript has 2 exons. NCBI's taxonomy places the organism in Eukaryota, Viridiplantae, Streptophyta, Magnoliopsida, Poales, Poaceae. Bases 63 to 1307 code for a protein of 414 amino acids. The record is from RefSeq and is a predicted model, not a curated record. Gene Ontology annotation, biological process: recognition of pollen.